This is a messenger RNA of Aedes aegypti (yellow fever mosquito), 394 nucleotides long. Its product is annotated as NTF2-related export protein. The record is from RefSeq and is a predicted model, not a curated record. The transcript has 2 exons. Bases 109 to 372 code for a protein of 87 amino acids. NCBI's taxonomy places the organism in Eukaryota, Metazoa, Arthropoda, Insecta, Diptera, Culicidae.
CAAUCUAGCGUUGAGUGUGAAAAAAAAAUCGCCGUCGGAUUGCCGUCGAAGAAAAACAGUCGUGUUAAACUGAAAUUAUAUUUACAAAACAGCAAUUCACAUCAAAAAAUGACAACUGCGAUCGACCCAGAACUGCGCACCAAAAUCGAUGCCGCUUGCCGGAUGGAGGAGGGAUUCACCAAACUGUACAACGAAAAAGUAGCCAAGAAGCGGCAUCAGAUGACCCGGCUCUACAUGGACAACGGUUUGCUGGUGUGGAACGGAAAUGGUGCCAACGGGAAGGACAACAUCCAGAAGUACUUCCAGGAACUGCCCCGCUUCGAAUACAUUAUGAACACCCUGACUAUAAUUGAAUCAUCGCAGGGCUGGUAGCGGAUCUAAUUUUCUAUUUUAA